AUGUGUGUGUUCCACUCAUCCAUCAGCGUGCGCGUGUCUGUGCGCGCAGGCGCACUGUGGCCGGACACGUACCGAGAGGUCAGGGCGAGACACGGAAACAUGGCUUCGUCUCCGAUGUCUGUUCACGUCCCUGUCGCCCCCGCGGUCACUCCCGCGGUCACCCCGGCGUCCAUGGAAGGAGGGACCCCCUCACCCGCCAAUGACGAGCCGUCCACCCCGCGACAGGUACGUGCCCGGUCCCUCCGCGCAGCCCUGUCCCGAGUGUCUGCGACAUCACUUGUGUUUGUGUUGGGACCGUCUCCGUGA
Molecule: messenger RNA, 306 nt
Organism: Knipowitschia caucasica
Lineage: Eukaryota; Metazoa; Chordata; Actinopteri; Gobiiformes; Gobiidae
Source: the annotation of a GenBank genome assembly